AUGGUGGCCGCCGUGAGGCCGCUGGUGACGGUCCAUGCCCUGGAGGGCGACAUGGCGACGGACGGAUCGAACGCCGUCCCGCUGCCGGACGUGCUGAAGGCGACCAUCCGGCCGGACGUGGUCCGCUUCGUCCACUCCAACAUCUCGAAGAACAAGCGGCAGCCCUACGCCGUGUCGAAGCGCGCGGGGCACCAGACGUCGGCUGAGUCGUGGGGGACGGGACGUGCCGUGUCUCGUAUUCCCCGCGUGCCCGGCGGCGGCACCCACCGCGCCGGGCAGGGUGCCUUCGGGAACAUGUGCCGUGGCGGGCGGAUGUUCGCCCCGACGAAGAUAUGGCGGCGGUGGCAUAGGCGCGUGAACCUGAACCUGCGGAGGUACGCCGUGGUGUCGGCUCUGGCCGCGUCCGCCGUUCCGGCGCUGGUGAUGGCCCGCGGUCACCGGAUCGAGGGGAUCCCCGAGGUCCCGCUGGUGAUCUCCGAUUCGGCGGAGAGCGUGGAGAAGACGUCGUCGGCCAUCAAGAUCCUGAAGCAGAUCGGCGCGUAUGCGGACGCGGAGAAGGCCAAGGAGAGCCACGCCAUCCGGUCCGGGAAGGGCAAGAUGAGAAACAGGCGGUAUGUGUCGCGCAGGGGUCCCCUGAUUGUGUACGGCACGGAGGGCGCUAAGAUCGUGAAGGCGUUCCGCAACAUCCCCGGCGUGGACGUGAUGAAUGUGGAGCGGCUGAACCUGCUGAAGCUGGCCCCGGGUGGGCACCUCGGUAGGUUCAUCGUGUGGACCAAGUCGGCGUUCGAGAGGCUGGACGCGGUGUUCGGCACCUUCGAUAAGGCGUCGGAGAGGAAGAACAAGUACGUGCUGCCGAGAUCGAAGAUGAGCAACUCGGACCUGUCGAGGAUCAUCAACUCGGACGAGGUGCAGUCGGUGGUGCGUCCCAUCAAGACCGAGGUGAAGAGGAAGGCUCUGAAGAAGAACCCGCUGAAGAACCUGAACGCGAUGUUGAAGCUGAACCCGUACGCCAAGACGGCGAGGAGGGUGGCGCUUCUGACUGAGGCCCAGAGGAUAAAGUCGAAGAAGGAGAAGCUCGAUAAGAAGAGGACUAAGCUCCCUAAGGUGCGUCUCAUCGUGGGUCCCGUUUUACAUAGCCUCGUGCACGGGCUGUUUGUUGCUCUUCCGUGGUUCAGUCAGCGACAAUGCGGUUUGAAUCAGGCCGAAGAAAGCCGAUGUCGCUUACUCUACUUGACAUCCCCGUCCCCUUCCUGCCAAGUUUUAGCCUUUUUUUGGUGGUACGAUGAUGGAGGUGUCUAUUUUCUGGUCCGAAGCAGCAGCUUCAGCUUCCCGACCAGAAUUUGCGUCGUUUGCUCGUUCCCUCUCUCUAACCCCAGGUGUUGAUCUGGUGCAGGAAGAAGCAGCGGCCAUCAGGGCUGCGGGGAAGAGCUGGUACCAUACGAUGAUCUCCGACAGCGACUACACCGAGUUUGAAAACUUCUCCAAGUGGCUCGGGGCGACCCAGUGA
Messenger RNA from Spirodela intermedia, 1507 nucleotides. NCBI's taxonomy places the organism in Eukaryota, Viridiplantae, Streptophyta, Magnoliopsida, Alismatales, Araceae. The record is from the annotation of a GenBank genome assembly.